Molecule: messenger RNA, 1704 nt
Organism: Anopheles bellator
Lineage: Eukaryota; Metazoa; Arthropoda; Insecta; Diptera; Culicidae
Product: cytochrome P450 4d8-like
Exons: 1
Coding region: 57-1625 (522 amino acids)
Molecular function (GO): monooxygenase activity; oxidoreductase activity, acting on paired donors, with incorporation or reduction of molecular oxygen; heme binding
Source: RefSeq, a predicted model, not a curated record
UGGAAGCUUUCGCCAGCCCGCUUUCCUUGUCAAAGAGAGAGAGAAGCUAGACCGUAAUGUCAGUGUUGUCGGUGGUAAUUCUGCUUGCAACAGGCUGGUUGCUGCUGUACGCCGUGAAGGCAUACCGCAAGCGGCAACAGUUACGCAAGAUAGCGGCCCAUUUUGGGGGCGCGAAGCCCCACUGGCUGCUGGGCCAUUUGCUGGAAUAUCCUGCCAACGAUGUGCCGGGUAUCUUCGACGCGAUGGUCCAGCGGCACACCGAUCACGGUAAGGAUCUGUUCAACUGGGGGCUGCUGAACGACCACAUGGUGAUUGUGAGCAGUGCGGCGAACGUGGCGAAGGUGGUGAUGGCGAAGAAAACCCAGAAGUCCACGUUCUACCAGUUCAUCGAGGUCUGGCUCGGCCAGGGGCUGCUGAUCUCGCAGGGCGACAAGUGGUUCCAGCGGCGUCGGAUUAUCACACCGACGUUCCACUUCAACAUACUGGCCGCCUUUGCCGAAGUGUUCAACCGGGAGGCGAACGUGCUGGUGGAGAAGCUGAAACCGCACGCCAGCACCGGGCUGGAGUUUGACAUUUACGAGCCGGUGUCACUGUACGCGCUGAACAGCAUCUGCCUUACGUCGAUGGGGGUGGACGUAAACGCUCAGACGGACCCAACGAACCAGUACGUGCGGGACGUGAAGCGGAUGUCCGAGCUGAUUCUGUUGCGCAUCUUUCACGUCCUAUCGUCGUUCCCGCAACUCUACUGGUACACGAUGCCGCACGCCUGGGAGCAACGGAAGCUGAUCAGACGUCUGCACGCGUUCACCGAUUCCGUCAUCCGCCAGCGCCGUCAGCGGCUGCUCAACAACCGACCGACGACCGGCGGGGACCAGAAGCACUUCAACGACAACGUGGAAGAAAGUCGAUACGCGAAGCGCAAAGAAACGUUCCUCGAUUUGCUGCUAAGCGUCACCGUCGACGGGCGCCCGCUCAGUGAUUUGGACAUUCGCGAAGAAGUCGACACGUUCAUGUUCGAGGGCCACGACACGACCUCGUCCGCGAUAGCGUUCACCUUUCUCCAGCUGGCCGGACACCGCGAGAUCCAGGACAAGCUGUACCGGGAGAUUGUGGACACGCUGGGGCCGGCCCAUCGCACCGUUCCGCUGACGUACGCCACGCUGCAAAACUUCCGGUACCUCGACAUGGUCGUGAAGGAGUCGCUCCGGCUGUUGCCCCCGGUCUCCUUCAUCGGGCGCCGCCUCGUGGAGGACCUCGAGCUCAACGGGGUCACGGUGCCGGCCGGGUCCGAUUGCCUCAUUCCGAUCUACGUCAUCCAUCGCAAUCCGGACGUCUACCCGGACCCGGAGCGUUUCGAUCCGGAACGGUUCGCCGACGGUAGCUCCCAGCGCCGCGGACCGUACGACUACAUACCGUUCAGUGUCGGGGCGCGCAACUGUAUCGGCCAGCGGUUCGCGCUGCUCGAGAUGAAAAUCAGCAUCAUCCGUAUGGUCUCGCAUUACCACAUCCAUCCCGGCGACGGGAUACGCGGGGUGCGCCUAAAAACCGAUCUGGUGUUGCGACCCGACAAAGGUAUACCGAUCAAGCUCAGUGCCAGACCGCAAGACAGCGUUUCUUCUACUUGAACUUUCUUCCCCCGGCUCUCGGCGACGGUGGGGUGUUCGCGAAAUAAAACGAUGCAACACAAAGGGCGGGGGCCCGGUC